Molecule: messenger RNA, 612 nt
Organism: Letharia lupina
Lineage: Eukaryota; Fungi; Ascomycota; Lecanoromycetes; Lecanorales; Parmeliaceae
Exons: 4
Coding region: 1-612 (203 amino acids)
Biological process (GO): protein folding in endoplasmic reticulum
Cellular component (GO): membrane; EMC complex
Source: RefSeq, a predicted model, not a curated record
AUGGCAGUUCCGAUGGUACAGUCGAUCCACAGAGAUCCAGCGCUGUUCUACUGGAUACUCUUUCCAAUUUCUAUUGUCAUGAUCCUCACUGGUGUUCUCCGCCACUACGCAACAGUCCUGCUACAGACCACCCCGAAAAAGCAAGAACUUCCCGCCCUACGAGAGCAGCGGUCUCUGCUACGGGGAAUCAAUCUUCGCUCCAAUUCCUCCGCCAUUCCCUCAACGGCCUUCGCCUCUCGAAGGCAGUACCUCGUGUCUGCAUACAAAGAUGGAACGUUCCUCAAAGACCCGGAGAAUCGGGGUAAACCUGCUGGCAACCCAAUGACAGAUCCAGCAGCCAUGGAAGGUAUGAUGGGCAUGAUGAAGGGAAAUAUGGCGAUGAUGAUACCGCAGACGCUGAUCAUGGGCUGGAUAAAUGCUUUCUUUGCUGGCUUUGUCAUCACUGCGAACCAAAUGGCACAGCAAAUGUCCCAAAUGAACCCAGGGGCUGGCGCUGGCAUGUUUCAACCGGGCCAGGAUGCAGAUAAGAUGUUUCGAAGUGAAGCAGAGAAUUUGGAAGUUGUAGAACAUGAAUACAUACUGAAGGGGGUUGAAGAUAGAUUGCUUGCAUGA